This is a messenger RNA of Panicum virgatum (switchgrass), 738 nucleotides long. Its product is annotated as elastin-like. The record is from RefSeq and is a predicted model, not a curated record. The transcript has 2 exons. Lineage: Eukaryota; Viridiplantae; Streptophyta; Magnoliopsida; Poales; Poaceae. The coding region runs from base 1 to 738 and encodes 245 amino acids.
AUGCGGGUGGUUGAGGUGUGCUCUGCCAUCACGGCUCGCGGGGCUGCCGGGGUGCUCGCCGGGCCUGCGCCCUCUCCCGCUGUGCUCGCCGUCGCUGCGCCUGGUGUCGGCGCAGCUGCCGCCGUAGCUGGAGCUUCGAGGGCCAUCACGUCGGGAGCUUCGGGGGCCACCACGUCAGGCAUUGCCACGCCUGGCACUGGCGCAUCCGCCGUCGCCGCGUCAGGCGUUGCUGCGCCUGGCAUUGGCGCACCUGCUGUCGCCGCGUCGGGCGUUGCUUCACCUGGUGCUGGCGCACCCGCCGUCGCAGCGUCGGGCGCCAUCGGGUUAGCGGAAGCUGCUGCACCCGAGCUCCCCGCAUCCACCGUCGCUCCCGCCGUCGCCGCCGAGGCCCUGGUCGCCUGGACCCCUGCUGACGAGCCAGCGAUAGUGGAAGAACUGCUUGGGCGAGAGGCCCUGGCAAACAAAGAGAAGAAGCCUUCAGUAAAAAGUGGAGCACCAAGAAUAAGGGAAGUGAACGGAAGAACACUUACCCUGAAGCACCGGGUCUCCAGCGCCCACGGAGGCUCGGCGACUGCUUCUGCUGCUGCUGCUCCUGUGGCGGCGGCGGAGGCGCAUCUUGGCGGCAUGGGGGAUCGAUUCCCCUCCUCAAUUUCAGAGAAGGGGGCCUACAGGGAGGGGCGCGACGGCCAUGGCCGUGGCGGGCAGGCGGCGGCCGUGGGCAAGGGCGGCCAGGGGUGA